Molecule: messenger RNA, 1033 nt
Organism: Saprolegnia diclina VS20
Lineage: Eukaryota; Oomycota; Saprolegniomycetes; Saprolegniales; Saprolegniaceae
Exons: 9
Coding region: 16-963 (315 amino acids)
Biological process (GO): triglyceride biosynthetic process
Cellular component (GO): endoplasmic reticulum membrane
Molecular function (GO): diacylglycerol O-acyltransferase activity
Source: RefSeq, a predicted model, not a curated record
CACGGAGCCACACCCAUGGCCACGACGCUCCAGAAGGCGUUCUUGGCUGGCAUCUACGCGCUCUUUCCGGGCUUCGUAUGCCUCCUUGCGUUCAUUGCAUCGCGGCUGCCGCCCUUUGGCGCGCUGCUCGUCUUCGCGCUUUUUGUCCACGCCAAUCUAGUUGACCGCGCCGCGUACAACGGCAGAGGCCGCGUCGUGCGCUUCUUGCGCACCACUUGGCUCUGGGACUACGCGCGCCUCUACUUUCCGCACACGCUGCACCAAGACGACGAGUUGGAUGCGACCAAGAACUACUUUUUCAUCGCGCAUCCGCACGGCAUCAUUGGCAUAAGCAUCUGGAUGGCCUUUGGCGGCGACUCGAUUCACUUUUCGCGUAAGAACAAAGAUUUGGACAUUGCGCUCGCGACGGUCGGGUUGAACUUUCGUGUCCCGCUCUGGAAAGAUUUGCUGCUCGCCCUGGGCUUUGUCGAUGCGAGCUACAAGUCGCUUUCGAACGUGCUUGGCUGCGGCCGGUCGGCCUGCCUCGUGGUCGGCGGUGCCCAAGAGGCGCUCGAGUCGCACCCUGGCACCAACCGGCUCGUCCUCAACCGCCGCAAAGGCUUUGUCAAACUAGCGCUGCAGCACGGCGUGCCCCUCGUGCCUGUCUAUACGUUUGGCGAGACGGACCUCUUCACGCAGGUGGCCAACCCGGUGGGGUCAGUGCUCCGGACCGUCCAAGAGAAGCUUCUCAAGACCUUUACGUUUUCGAUGCCGUGCGUCACGAGCGGCCCGCUGCCGAUGAGCACGCCGCUGUAUACUGUCGUCGGGUCGCCGGUCGAGGUGCCCAAGCGGGCGGCACCGACGCAGACCGAGAUCGAUCUCUACCACGCCAAGUACGUUGACGCGGUCAAGGCGCUCUUCAACGAGCACCAACAUUCAUUUUACAAGGGCAAAGCUGGCGCCGACCUCGAGAUUGUGCUUUGAGUCGACAGCGAGGACGACGACUUAGUAGACGAACUCUAAUGGAAACAGAGCUCUGCACUUUCCUUCCGGA